Musca domestica (house fly) is the source of this 777-nucleotide messenger RNA. RefSeq lists its product as uncharacterized. The coding region runs from base 1 to 777 and encodes 258 amino acids. The transcript has a single exon. Lineage: Eukaryota; Metazoa; Arthropoda; Insecta; Diptera; Muscidae. The record is from RefSeq and is a predicted model, not a curated record.
AUGAUUCGUCCGUUGAUAUUUUGUUUACUAAUAUUUUGCUAUUUCGGCUGUGGAUUUGCUAAGUCGCGUGGCUCAGCUGCGGUGAGAAAAGACUAUGAGCCUGGUGUGGUAGCAGCAGACUUUGAAGACUAUGGUGAAAGUCAAACGGAACCCACUCCAUAUGACCCCUCCAGUUAUCAAUACGAAGAAAUUGUGCAGGUUAACCGCAGUACCGGCAUCCCGACACGUGGCAUUGUGGUGCCAAUUUCAUUGGAUCAAUUGUCCAGAAUUUUGAUUACCAAACAGACAACAAGACGGCCAAGACCGCCAAUUUACUAUCCACCACCGCAUUAUUAUCCGCCACCGCAUUAUUAUCCACUGCCGCCACCAAAACCAACGUCACCGCCACACUAUUAUCCCCACUAUCCACAUUAUCCAUAUCCUCCUCCUCCUCCGCCACCUCCACCACCAACAACACCAGCUCCCACAACAACGCGAAGACCUAACUACCCAUAUCCUCCAUAUCCACCAUACUAUGACUAUUACCCACCACCACCAUUUUAUCCACCAUAUCCUUACUAUCCAUACUAUCCCCCACCACCACCAACAACAACAACCACAACAACAACACCGCAGCCAGAUACAUCAUCAACAACAACUACCACGACUACAACAACCACUGAAGCUUCACAGACCAGAAACGACGGUGAUGGAUCGGAAACAACUGAAAAUAAACCAGGCAAAUGGACGUAUCACUGGUCGUCGGGCCAAAAGGUCUACGAAGGAGAACAGCUAUGA